UUCAGAUGUGGCGAAGUGAAGUCAAUGUUCCAGGAAGUUCCUCCAAAACAAGUUGUCUAUGGAAGAUGUAACCACAGUGGUGCUGUGUAAACACAAACUUUUACCCUUAAAAACUCUGACUCUGGAAAAACUGGAGAAAAUGCAGCAAGCAGCCCAGGAUACAAUUUACCAACAAGAAAUGGCAGAAAAGGAACAACAUCAAGUAACUCACUGAAUGAUAAUUUAGCCCUUCCACAGAAUACCCUACCUUAUUUACUAUUAACAAUAGCUAGAAAAUAAUUUGCAUCUGUAUGCUGAA
Ailuropoda melanoleuca (giant panda) is the source of this 298-nucleotide messenger RNA. RefSeq names its product BBSome interacting protein 1 (gene BBIP1). Gene Ontology annotation, biological process: cilium assembly; receptor localization to non-motile cilium. Gene Ontology annotation, cellular component: BBSome. NCBI's taxonomy places the organism in Eukaryota, Metazoa, Chordata, Mammalia, Carnivora, Ursidae. The record is from RefSeq and is a predicted model, not a curated record.